Heterobilharzia americana is the source of this 390-nucleotide messenger RNA. The record is from the annotation of a GenBank genome assembly. Lineage: Eukaryota; Metazoa; Platyhelminthes; Trematoda; Strigeidida; Schistosomatidae.
AUGAGUGAGAACACCUUGAUAAGAACAAGGAAGUUUAUGUCUAACCGCUUGCUGUGUCGCAAGCAGAUGGUUGUGGACAUUUUACAUCCCGGUCGUUGUGUCCUUUCAAGAAGUGAGAUACGAGAAAGACUUGCAAAAACGUACAAAACUUCGCCUGAUGUUGUCUUUCCGUAUGGUUUCCGGACUCAAUUUGGUGGAGGAAAGUCAACGGGGUUCGCUCUUGUCUACGAUUCGUUGGACCAUGCUAAGAAAUUUGAGCCGAAGUUCCGUCUUGCCAGGAAUAAAUUGGUGACAAUACCACAAAAAGGAAGAAAGAUAAGGAAGGAAAGGAAGAACAAGGCUAAAAAGUUCAGAGGAACUAAACCAAAGAAGGCGAAGAAAGAUUCUUAA